Messenger RNA from Pararge aegeria (speckled wood butterfly), 1844 nucleotides. It is a transcript of the gene Cyp307a1, whose product is annotated as cytochrome P450 307a1-like. NCBI's taxonomy places the organism in Eukaryota, Metazoa, Arthropoda, Insecta, Lepidoptera, Nymphalidae. The record is from RefSeq and is a predicted model, not a curated record. Gene Ontology annotation, molecular function: iron ion binding; heme binding; oxidoreductase activity, acting on paired donors, with incorporation or reduction of molecular oxygen.
AUGGCGGCGCGGCCUCAGUUGAGCACAGUGCCGGUCGGUGAACGCGGCAGUUCCCGCCAAAACCUCCUGUCAAACACCAGUGUUGCCACUCUUAAAAAUUUCUCUUGAAAAAUGAGUGCAAUAUUACUUUUCGCUCUAUGCGCCCUUUUUGUAUACAAACUUUUUUCAAGGCGUACUGUCACGUGGAAAAAAGUUUCCAAAUAUGGGGAAGGCGACGUUCUUAGUUUAAAACAAGCCCCCGGACCUUUGGCUUUCCCCGUGAUAGGCAGUAUGCAUCUUUUGGGCAAAAAUGAGUCCCCAUUCCAAUCUUUCACGGAGCUAUCGAAGACAUACGGGGAUAUUUAUAGCAUCAAAUUGGGUUCGUCAGAGUGUAUAGUAGUGAACAGUUUAGAAUUGAUUCGGGAGGUUUUGAACCAAAACGGAAAGUUUUUCGGCGGUCGUCCUGAUUUCUUGCGGUUCCAUAAGCUGUUUGCCGGCGACCGAAAUAAUUCGUUAGCCCUCUGCGAUUGGUCAAACUUGCAGCUGAGGAGACGGAAUCUGGCACGCCGCCAUUGCGGUCCCAAGCAGCACACCGACAACUUUACCAAGAUCGGCUCAGUGGCCACCUUCGAGGCAGUAGAAUUGGUGCAAACCUUGAAAAAUGUUACCAGGUCCUCCACAGGCAGUGUCAACUUGAAACCCUUCCUUAUGUCAACAGCUAUGAACAUGUUUUCCAACUACAUGUGCAAUGUGCGAUUUGACGCCGAAAACGAUACGGAGUUCCGCAAAAUAGUUGACCAUUUCGAUGAAAUUUUCUGGGAGAUCAACCAAGGUUACGCGGUCGAUUUCCUACCUUGGUUGGCGCCGUUUUACAAGAACCAUAUGGAAAAGUUAUCGAACUGGUCGCAGGAGAUUCGCUCUUUCAUCCUAUCAAGAAUUGUCGAGCAGCGAGAAAUUAAUCUAGACAUGGAGGGGCCGGAAAAGGACUUUUUGGAUGGGCUAUUAAGAGUUUUGCACGAUGAUCCAACGGUUGAUAGGAACACUAUCAUUUUUAUGCUUGAAGACUUCCUGGGAGGUCAUUCGUCUGUGGGCAAUUUAGUUAUGCUUUGCUUAACAGCGGUAGCCCGUGAUGCUGACAUAGGGAAGAAGGUUAGAGCGGAAAUCGACGCUGUAACUAAAGGUAAACGCGCUGUGACAUUAACUGAUAGAAUGUCCAUGCCUUUCACAGAAGCAACAAUUUUAGAAUGCUUAAGAUACGCCUCGUCGCCCAUAGUUCCACACGUUGCUACAGAAAACGCGAAUGUCGCUGGUUACGGAGUCGAAAAAGGUACUAUUGUAUUCAUAAACAACUAUGAACUCAAUACGUCAUCUGCCUAUUGGAACCAACCGGAGAAAUUCGAUCCGUCGCGUUUUCUAGAACGCACUAAAAUGAGGGCACGACGCAACUCCCAGUGCGACUCUGGAAUGGAAUCCGAUAGUGAGAGAUCCGGCCCGAUUAACAGAGUGAACGAUGUUGAAAGAGAGGUCGUAACUGUUAAGAAGAACAUACCACACUUCUUGCCCUUCAGCAUUGGUAAGAGAACGUGUAUCGGCCAAACUUUAGUGACGACGAUGAGUUUUGUUAUGUUCGCAAAUAUAAUCCAGGAGUUUGAUAUAGGUGCGGUGGAUUUAGAGGAUCUAAGACAAAAACCUGCUUGCGUUGCUCUGCCCAAAGAUACUUAUAACUUGUAUUUACUGCCUAGGAAACACUGAACUGAACUCGACCUAUUUCUUAUUAUAGGUAAACACUCUUAACUCAUUCUGCGUCCAUUUUAUUGGUGAGUUCCAUAUUUGAAAUCAAUUUUUUUUCUUUUAUUACUACUACA